Messenger RNA from Synchiropus splendidus (mandarinfish), 2047 nucleotides. It is a transcript of the gene trim47, whose product is annotated as tripartite motif containing 47. NCBI's taxonomy places the organism in Eukaryota, Metazoa, Chordata, Actinopteri, Syngnathiformes, Callionymidae. Gene Ontology annotation, molecular function: protein binding; zinc ion binding. Bases 405 to 1640 code for a protein of 411 amino acids. The transcript has 7 exons. The record is from RefSeq and is a predicted model, not a curated record.
CCUCUCACCCUGGUGCCAGGUCGUCCACUGUGGUUUCCUGAGUUCCGUGGUGGUCUCCUAGUGGCCGGCGCUCAGAAGGGCUCGAGAGAGUCGUGAGCUUUGUGGUACGGGUCGGUGACAAGUUUGAAACAGAUGCUGAAACGCUGCCUCCAGUGAUUGGAAGGGGCUUUCACAUUCUACUAGACUAGACUGUUCUGUGGUGACCCCUGGAACUUGGUGGGCCAUGUUGGACAGUUUUGCCCCAUCGACUCCUAAACAGCUUUCCCAGUCUACAAGCAACAAAGCCGCUUUGAUGUUUUGCUUAUUUCCAUAUCAAUAAUACAGUCUUUGUCCUGCCUGAAGAAGGUCCUGCUCUGGCAGUGUUCCACUCAGGAGAACAAAGAGUGUGUGAUCCCAGUAGCAAGAUGUCCUUGGAGCUGACGUCCGCUGCUAAUCGAGUGUCCCUGAGAGCUUGUUUACAUGACGACUGCUCUUCUCUCAUAGUUGUGAUGAGUCAUCUGUCAGUGCGUAUAAAAUACUGUUGCUCAGAGACAGUCUUUUUUUGUUUCAUCUCUUCACUGGCUCUUUGGGAAUAUGAAUCCUUGCUGGAAGAUGAAAGGUUUCAUGCUGUGACCCCACUUGCUGAGGCUGUUGAGGACAUGAAGAUGACGCUACAAAUGCAACUGAGGGAUCUCAACUAUAAGAAGCACCUGUAUCAGAAGGUGAAAGGCGCAGAGGAGAGGACGAAGAGUAACCUCCGGCUGCGGAAACAGAGGCUGAAGGAGAAGAUCGAGGCAGACGUGGGGUCGCUGGUCCGCUUCCUGCUGGACGAGAGGGACUCCAUCCUGGACAGCCUGGACGCUGAGGAAGUGAGUGUGAUGAGCGUGGUCAACGACAACUUGACGGCCGUAGAGGAAGCCUCCGCCAGCGUGCAGAAGACCAUGGAAGGCAUCUACAGCCACCUCGGGGCUGACGUCCGCACGGAGAGCCUGGCCAAGCUGAGCGACGAUUUGCUCAGCCGCUCCCGCUUCCCCACCCUGGAGCCCACCAACUGCCAGACCGAGUUCACCGACUUCACAGGUCCUUUCCAGCUGAUCAUCUGGAAGAAGAUGAUGCACCUGCUGCACACCAUGCCUCAGAACCUGACCCUGGAUCCGGACACGGCCCACCCAAACCUGCUCAUCUCGGACUUCGACACCAAAGUGGAGGAGGGCUGCGGCCGCUCCAACGAGCCGGACUUGCCGUCGCGCUUCACGCGCUUCUACGGCGUCCUGGCCACGGCGCAGUACAGCAGCGGGCAGCACUACUGGGAGGUGGACGUGAAGGACAAAGGGGUGUGGUACCUCGGGGUCACCAACGAGUGCAGCAACAGGAAGGGCUUCAUCAGCCUCACGCCCUCUGCUGGCUACUGGAGCAUCUGCCUGCAGGACCGCCUCUAUGCCAACGGCGAGCACGGCCGCUUCACCAUCGCCGACUACUGGAACUCGCCGCGCGUCGGCGUUUACCUGGACUACGACCGCGGGCGCGUGAGCUUCUACGACGCCGUGACCAUGAAGCGCGUCUUCAUGUUUGAGACUCACUUCACGGAGCCAGUGACCCCGUUCUUCAGUCCGGGGAAGAACGACCCGUACAGCCGGAUUCAGAUCUGCCACUACUACUGAGCUGCGUCCCAGUUGGCCCGUGCGCUCGGACUGGCGCUGGCCCCGCCGCCGCCGCCUCAGCUUUUCUUCUGCGAGGAGGCCCGCGUGACUCCAGCUCACGCUGCUGUCGGCGGCCAAUGGAAAGCAGUCGCCGUGGUGGCCUCUCCAAGUCCGCGUCACUUCUAGCCUUUUUUUAUACGGAGUGCCAGCUGGUUUACUGACGUGAACUUGGCUUUUCCUCCGCGUUCUACAUCCGUGUUUCGGUUCACUUCACAGUUUGUUUUUUUUUUUUUUUUUUUAAGAAGCUUUUACUGAUUUUAGUGGAAGGUGAGGUUGCAGAGCUCCUGACUGUACGUGUAUUUCCUCUGCUUCUUCACCUCAUGUGACCUGCUUGUAUCCUCUGCUGAUAGAUAAAACCCUUCUCUGAA